UGAUAGGAAAUACAGUUCUAAAAUUAUAAGAAAGGAGUCGGAAGCAAUUUAUUAUUAGUAGUUUAUGUUGUCAAAUUUUGGUCCAAAGUAUCGUAACGAUAUUCUGAAUACCCCUAUUUAUCGAAUGGUUCGCUCCGUUGCUAUGCUAUCUUGUGUAGACAUUCUCCAGGGUGAUGGAGACGAUGAUGUAGUUUCUCGGCCUCAAAACGCGAAAUACAUAACGUUGUUCGGUUUAAAACGUAAACGGUGUGAGCCGUCACAUUAAUUACAAUGGCCGGUAUAAGAACAGUUAACGGAAAAUUCUCGGGAGUCAACCCGGCUGUCAGCUGCUGUCGUCUGCGGCAGGUUCAGUCUCUGCUAUGUGAGGGUGGUGCUGCCACUCCAGAUGGCAUCAUGUGCUCUCUUGGAAUUGACAGCAGAUAUAAUGAAGGGUGCACUGAGCUUGCAAAAUACCUGUUCUAUGGACUGUAUGGACGAAAUCAGCUGAAUCUGGAACAUGUCCUUGAGGAGUUUCCAGAGGAAAUGCUGGAUGAUGUCAUCCUACUGAUCAAGGCAGAGUGUGUUCAUCUGUACUGCAAUCCACUAAACUACAGUUACCUGCUGCCCUACGUAUCUCACUGGAGGAACCUGCAUCUUUACUGCAUGACAGAGGCAGAGUAUGAAGAUGAGGAAGCAGCAGAGGAAUUCAAAAUCUCCAGCUUUGUCACAAUGGUGCAGGACUGCUAUCGAAUCGGAGUUCCUUACAGCUCCCGGGGGCACAUCCAGAAGUUUGAUAUGUUUAUGGUGGAGAAGUGGCCUCUGAUUCAAGCGUUUGCCCUGGAGGGCAUUGGUGGAGGAAGUUUUUUUACGAUUAAAUACAAGCUCAUGGAUAUGAGUGAGAAGCUUUGGCAGGUGUACACCAGAUUGGACCCAGUGUCUCUGGAUAGUCUCCUCGCAGAGGACUUGGUUAACUUUGAGAAGCAGUGGAGUGGCUUUUUCUCCAGCAUGGACCUGGAGAGCCAUCUGUCCAUCCUAGAGCUGUCUGAAGCCCAGGCAGGGGAGGCGUUCCGUACUUACUACUCUCAUGGACUGAUCUCAAGCAACAUCACAGAUAAAAGUAAAAGUCAGCAGCCCUUUGUGCUGUUUGGGAAACAUUCCUCCUCAGAGGAUCUGGAGAGCUGUUCAUUCAACUUUCCCUCAGAGAGCCAUCAGGUCCGCAACACAGGGCCUCAAGGUUCGACAGCCAGACACAUGAUUCUUAAGUGUGUGGCUCCUAAAGGACCUCUAGCCUGCUCUCGAACCUAUUUCUUUGGGACUACCCACUCUCCGUACCUUGGAAAUCAAAACACAGAUCAAAAGAAAACAGAAGUCUUACUUUUAUCCCAGAUUUAUUCAGCUGCUGUUCAAGCAGUCCUUUCAGGAAUCAAAUGCUACUCCUGUACCUCCAGUGCUACCAAGGCUAAGGAUGUAGCAGAGAACACCUUUCUCGUGGCUUUGGACUCGAUGAAUCUAAAUCAGUACCGAAGUUUUCUCAGGUCCAAAUGUGAAUUCAGCAUUCAGGCAGUGAACAAGCAGGGGAGGAUCAUUCCUCUGACUGAUGAAGAAAGCCGUUAUGUAGUAAAAACAGCCUCCAUGACCGUCCAUGACAUCCCAGACCUCCAGUGGGACAGGGGGGACCUGGGCUCCGUGGUCUUCUCUGAAUCCUUCUUAGAGUCCAGCAUCAAUAUUCAGCAGAAAGAUGGCACUGUGUCCUCAGACAGCUGCUACACCAUCCUGACGACAACUGUGCCUCGCUACGCCUGCUGGCUGAUGGAGUCUGAUGUAAAGCAGUCUGAGCUAGCCCAGCAUCUCACUAAGAAAGAGGACGACACUUGUUUGGGAACUGCUCUGACUGUGGCAGAUGCUGCUUAUGUAUUCUCCAGCAGCCAGCUCUCCACGCCUGAAGAAGGGAAGAUAAUUUUCUUCUCUGAGGGACUCCUGUUUAUCCAUUCUCAAUAUGGGAGCAUUACUCUGUCCAAGGAUCACAUCAACACCAUCAAGUUUUAUGAUCCGGACUCGAGCACUGUGGCUUCUCUCUUUGUGGAGUAUGAGAGCAGCCUGCUCCCGCACCUCCCGUUCCCUCUCCACAGCUCUGACCAGUGUCUGGUCUUUGCUCUUCAGCCCAGAUCUAAGAGCCACAGGGCUUUCUACUCCAAGGUGUUGUCAGUGUGGCAGAACUCCGAAUCUGGACUUACUCUGCAGUUGCUGAACCAAGAGCAACUGACCUGGAGCCAGAAAAACAUGCACACCAGACUGCAGAAGCUGCACGACAGUCAGGAGCCACCAGUGGCCAAACGCAGAGGCAGCUUGAAGACUUCAUACUCCCAGUUGCCAGAGCAGGACAUGUUUCUUCAGCACUUCGCCCUGAGUAGCAUUAGUCAGGAGCCCAUUCUGUAUGACCACCUGGGAGUGCUCUUCCCCUCUGCAGAGCUUAAGAACCCAGUCAAUGGCCAUGGAGACAAGGUUGUCAUUACCAUCAUCACUGGUCUGCCGGGAAGCCAUAAGAAGAGACUCUGCAACUUCCUGGUCCAGCUGAACAAGGAACGAGGAAGGUGGGUGGUGUACGAGCCUGGUCCUGACAGCUGUGACAGCUUCUCAGCCUCUCACCUCCAGCAGUAUUUGUCCAGCUUCCUGGAGAGCCAGAGAGGCCCAGGAGGCAAACCCCGUCUGUUGGUGCUCUCACCUGGAUACACAGAUGUUCUGGAUGUGGUCCAGGCUGUGCUUUUCCACCCUGACCCAGUUGUCCAAGCGUGUUUCACCAUUGGUGCUGUCACUGCCUGUGUGGAUCCAUUCGCUUCCUGUUUGGAGCACAGGUUUACAUUUCCUAAGCUGAUGGAGCAGUGCAGCCAAGGUAUUGUGAGUACAGUGGUGUUCACCGGGCUGACAGCAGAGCAGAAGCACCCUCUCAUGCAGUAUGUUCAGCAGCUGGUACGCUCUGCCAACCCCACUGCAGCCUUCAUACUCGCAGAGAGAGGAGCUGUCACCAGGACUGAAGAUGUGAAUCUGAUCUUGUCUGAGAGCAGCUUCAAUGAACCACAGAUGCUGAGAGCACGUUAUGUCCUCUACCCUGGAUGGUGCAAAGGGCGCUUCUUCUCUGGUUCGGGGUCUCUGAUCCUCACCCAGCAGCGCGUGGCUUUCAACCGGCCCCUAGAGAGGCCUCUAUUUGUCACCCGCUGUAAAGCUUUCAAGUCUUCACUAAAGCCGAGCCCCUUCCGAGGAAACGUGUACAAUGUUUGGGGAAAAGUUCGAUUUUCUGACUCAGAACAACUGAUGGAGGUGAGCUACAACACGGUGAGUGGGAGCCUGAGCAUUGCCUCAGAACAGAGCGUUGACCCUCUCACCCCGGGCCCCAAAGAGACCGGCACUUCCUGCUUCAUGGUGUUCGAUGGUGUUGGCCUCACUGAGGAUGGAGUGAAGGACUGGCUCAGACUGUGCACCAAGCAGAGGCAGACAAAGAAGCCUAAGAAGACUAAAAACAGUCUUUCACCACACGAAAUCAAGACCAUACAUAUCGUCAGGCACUUGGAUCCACUACCACCAGGCUACUUCUACAACGGUUGUCAAUAUGUCGACAUCUUUGGAGAAAAAAGGAAUUUCCAUCCCAACAUGGAAGAUUUUAUUAAAGCGUACAUCGCCGAGGCCAACAAGGAGAUCGAGAUAUUCAACCGUCAGCUGGAGCUGCAGGGACAGCCUGACCUGUUUGAUCCGUGAUAGAAUCUGUGUGUAUGUCCACCGCCUCCAUCUGUCUUAUUUAACUCUAAGGCUACCACUGUGGGAGGGGCAGGGAGGGCGCAGGGGUUACGUACUCAACACUCCACUAGAAUGAUUAAUGUGUGUUCAUACCACAUGCAUCUGCAGAAGCUGCUGCUGCUAGAAACCCAGUUAUUAUCUAUGUACUAUGUCACUUUGUUUCCUUAUUUGGUGGCAUGAAAAGGAUGAGCGGAGGUGAGCGUUUGAGCAGUGACAUCAUCCAUCAGAAGCCGGUUAUGUCACGGCAUGGCUUACGUCCCUCUGCCACGCCACUGACUCUACAGUUAUCACUUUGGCAACUUAUUUGGCAUCAUAUUUAUCAAAUGAAAGCGGCAGUUUGAUGCGGUCACUUGUGUUGAUUCAAAUUAAGGCACAUUUGUCAAGCAGUGAGAGUUGACUUGUUCACAACCACAGGCGUAUCUGAAUGAUAACGCAACACAAGACUCCAUCUUUAAACCAGUGUGAUUGUGCCGCUAAUCCUGCAAGCUAUGAGACUUUCACAAUUGAAGGGAAUUUCCAGCCCCUCGCUCCUACAGCUUGUGUGUUUCUGUUUAUCACAGUUGGCAAAUUAAAGCCUCUAUUUCUGGACAGGCAUGGAUAGCCGUGUGAUUCUGGUGGGCUCCCUGGUGGGGUUUCUCAAGAAUCGCUCCUCCUCUGUUGUCACCCAAUCCAUGGCCCACCUGUUAGCUUGUCUGUGUGCCGUGCUGCAGCAGAGGGAGCGCUUGGCCAUGGAGCUGUAAACAUUGGACAGCCUGUUGGCUGCAGACAUCUGAUGAAUGAUGCCAUUAAUCACAUAGCUAAACGCCACCCCAGUGCUUUAUUUUAAGACUCCUAAAGUGAAUCUAAUGAAAGAACAAAAAAAUUAAUAAAAAAUAAAAAUUCAGACUUCAGUCCCGGCAGCAGAGUGGUGAAGUUAUAAAACAGCUGAGGCCAAGAAACACACUGAAUCUGUUUAUUAUAAUGCUGCUAGUUUGAACAGUGAGAAACCAGGUAGAGAGUUAAGCUCAGCCUCACUGCAGCCAGCUGUGGAUCAUUCACUUCACUGUUUUGGUCAAAAUGUUCAUUUAUUGUUAAAUUUGUUAUAAGUGUAAACAUUCCCUCUUUUUUUUUUUUUUUUAAUAAAUAUGUGGGUCACUACAUUUGGGUAGGACGAGGGGAAAAUGAAAUAAUUGGGGAAACUUUGGUGAGGUUUGGGUAAACAUGAGUUUAGAGCCUUUAGUGAAAGGUGAAAGGCUUUGUAUUGAUGUGAUGUUGCAGAGAAUCAGUCUUGAUGUUCUGUUGAAAUCAGUAGUUAUUCUACUAUUUGCUCUGUGAUCCUGUGUCACACUAAUGUUCUAUGCAUGUCUUCCUCUUACCAGGGUUCCUACACAGGUUUUGAAAUUCUGUAACUUCGUAGGGAAACGUCGGUAAAUUCUGUGGAAAACCCGUGUUGUUGUUGUUAUUUGAACAGCAACAGUUGAAUUAUUAAUUGUGAUGUCAAGAUCAAACAAAGCAUUAAAUACAUGGGAUUUGGAAGUUGAAAAUGUGUAGGAACCCUGCUCCAGUCUCUGGAGGUUUGAUGGCUUUCAUUCGUUAUGGGGUCAGCAGUGUAACAUGCAGACUAAUUAACAAUCUGGGUUUGUCUUGAGGGAGUUGAUGCUGACAAAGGAACAUUUGAAUGCACAUAUAAGCGUGCACACACUGCUGCUGCGUACAAUUAUAUUACACUGGCCUUUUGUGCACCGCACCAAAAAGAAUCGCCUGUACUCAAACGUGAGUACUGUGAGAUUUUCACCAUGUGGGAUAAGAGAGGAAGGGCGUUUCUGCUAAGAGCAUGUUUUAGGUCCAUAGUUGUAAUCAGGGGAAUAAGAGAGAAUGGGGGGCUAAUGCUUAAUAAUGAGGUCAACACUUACUCAUUGUUGUUAGAUUCUUAUUGAAGCAGAUAUUUUUAAAUCAGUGGUGACCUCAGUGUAUUUUGGGAUGCCAGUCACAACCCUGGGUAUGUCCUGUCCUGACAGCGCUGUCAACAGCCAGCUUAAUGGAAAUAAUCAAUAAUAUUGUUUUCAGCUGGCAGACGAACACAGAGAGUCAUAACAUUGUCGGCAAAGUGUUUUCCUCUAGACGCCCGGUGUGUAUCUGCACAGAUUCAGAUGAUCCUAGUCCUGGACUCUGACCUGACACUGCUGGCCCCAUCUGUCCUCAGCAGAGUCUCCUCUGACCUGAACAAGCCAUACCCUCUUAUGCUAGAUGUGCCACUGUCCCUUAGAAGAAUGACUCAUUGCAUAGGAUAGCGUAUAACAUAGCAAUGAAGUACGCCUCUAACAUGUAUCACCCUGGCAUGUUCCAGAUAGCCAGCAAAGGAGGGGUUCACACGGAGAGGAGGAGCUUACCCCCAAGUUACUCAUUCCACGAGCUUCUCUCUUUCAGUCCUCCUCCUUCACUCUAUAAAAGAAGUGCAAUUGUACCUUGUGUUUUUAUAUAUUUGACUUACAGUGCCCUCAAAUAGCUCUUUAAGGACAAAGCUGAGCAAACAAACGAGCUGCUAAAUUCUCAGUCUCUCACAGCUCGUACUCUGUGGUCGGCUGGAUACCGGCUUUGAGCGCUUGUAUCUCAAAUAAAACCAUAAAGGGUCUUAACAGCAAGUGAAGGGUUUUUGAUGCAAAAUGAGAUGCUGCAUUAACAAAAAAAAAAAAAAGCAUUACCUCCGCUUACAAACGACUGAUGGAACAAAAUGCAAACAGAUUACGCUGCUUGUUUUUAACAGCAGAGCAAGAUGUAACAUAAAUCCUGUGUUGACUAAAUGAUAACUCUUGUUUAAGCUGGAUCCUCUGUUUAGCGAUUCAGAGAUGCGCUCUCUAAAGCCGUCUGUUUCCAGCAACAGUUGCUGUCAUUCUGUAGUUAUGUAAUACUGCAGAGGCUUACCUUGAUUGACAGUGAAAUAGCUGCGAGGCUGAUGUAUGGAAGACUGAAGGUGCCACAAAUUUAAACCUGCUCCACGUCAAAGAGCAGAGCGACUGAAAACGUAAUCGGCCAAGAGAUCAAAUACUAGUCCUUAAAGAGUCGAGGGUUAUGUAAGACGUUUGUGAUGUUUAUCAAAUUCCCACUAACACAUACACACACACGCACACACACACAUAUACACGACUACUAUCACAAGUAUGUCUAUACUAUUUUGCAUGUGUUGAGAUGUUAUGGGAAAAUGACGCCACAUAUAUUCUGACAGAAUUGCCUUUCACCAAACAGGUACAACAAAGAGAAAAUUAUCACAUUUAUUUUACAUAUCUGCUAAGAAUUUGAAUUACCUCGAAAAACAACAAAUAGUAUUUUUAUAAGACUGUGAAUUGAACAAUUCUAGAUGCAAGCAAAAUGUCUCUUUUCGCACAAGCUACAAAAGGCAAAAGCAGAUGCAAUUUUUUUUUUUUUUUUUUUUGUAGUUAAAAAAAAAAAAAAAAAAAACUCGAAGAGAAUCUGAUCGGUUGUGAGAUGUCAGGUUUCUCUGAUCCAGCAGUGCCUUGGCUACGGCUAAGAAAAAGCAGAGAUUAAAGCUGCAUUCAGAGCUCCAUCUUUCUCCCCGUCACGGGGGGGGGGGGGGGCGUUGUCAGGCAAGGAUCCGUCCUUCAACAGUGUUGGUGAAAGGAAUCCAUGGAGUCGUUCUUUAAAGCAAUGUGUUUUUACUAAGCCAGAGGGCAAAGUAGACGAGGUCACACAGGGGACGGCCACUGGAGGGCUCAGGUGGAUUCAGGUAUUCUUGCAAACUAACCAAAAAGAUGCUGAAGUGUAAGGCUGAGCACUGAAAUCAAUAUAGUUCUGAUACUUAAAGAAUUAUUUAUGUUCACAGCGAUACGUUUCUUAGUGGUUUAUUUUAGUUUAUUAGUAAUAACAGACCAAAUACAGUUGAUUUAUUUAAUGAAAAUGUAACGUACACUAGAAGGGAAGCUGCACUUUUAUCCAUGUUCCUUUUGAAAAUUAAUAAUGUAUAAAAUAGGAAAUGGAAAUUUUCUCUUUUUUUUUUUUUUGGCUCAGUUGUAGUUGGGAUACAAAACCGUCAUGUUUUGUAUCAGUACAGACGAAAAGAAAAAAAAAAGAAGAAGAGAGGAUUGAGUUUGUGACUAAAGUUGGGUGACCCCUACUUAUUGCACAUUGGGGGCCCAAAGAGCCCUCCACACGCCUCUCCGUGCGCCGGCUACACAGCUCUCUGGCAGACUGAGCACCCUGGUGUCUUCAUCCUGUAUGUGGAGGCUAGCAACUUUUGUAGCUGAAGUUAUAGGACAAAAACAAAGUUUGGUGUUAAUUGGUUUUAUGUAAAGCGGGGGAAACGUGAUGUUCUCGUACUGCGGUGUGAUAACGCAGUGCGCGGGGGCUUUUGUUCUUUUUCUAGUUUUGAGAUUGGCUCCAGUGUUCAAAAGGGCCAAAAAUGUGGAAUGUAUGCGCUUCUUGAAGAAGUUGGUAUUUUUAUGGUAUUUUUUUUUUGUGCUUAUUGGAGAAAUAACGGCUUGGAAAUGGAUUUUUAACUGACCAAAUAUUUCUCGGCCCUCAGGGGACUGUUGAUGCUAAUUGUUUGGGCCGUUCUGUCCUAUCGAGGUUCAAAGGGAAAUCACGGGCUCCUCACCCCACAGUCCUCACAGACAGCGAGAGGAGGUUUCUCAGGUGUGCUUAUUAUUUCCAUACCUGAGAUUACAUAUUUGCCCUAUCAAGCCCAAGUUUUAUAGAAGAAGAUGAGGGUGAAAUUGUGGUUAAUAUCUUCUGUCUGUCGCCACAUACUGGCUGGCUGCACAGCCAUGCAUUUAAAAACAGAAGAAGAAGAAAAAAAAAAGGAUGUUGUUAUUCAUGUCAAGGAACACUGACGAUUGAAGCUGGGAGGUGUUUGAUGUCAUGAUGCAGAAUUAGAUCUGGGGGGAAAAAAAAGCAAAGGGCUCAUUUCUUUUCCCCUAUCUACAGGCCGUCCAAGGUAACAGGAAAAAAAAAAACUUCUUAUGGUCUAUUGUGAUGAGAAGCAAAGAAAAAAAGAAAGGAAGAAAAAAACUAACUUCAAAAGUGCCAAACUGACUUCCACAUUUUGUUUUGAGGAUGUUCACAGAACGUGAGCGAAUCUGAAUUGCAUUUGCACUAAACUACUGUAACUUCUGUUUUUUUCCUGUGACUGAUGCUUUUAUAAUCUAACUGUUGUAUUUAUUGCACCUCGUAAUCCAUUAAAUAUUUAUAUGGUUAUUCAA
Seriola aureovittata is the source of this 8960-nucleotide messenger RNA. It is a transcript of the gene dnaaf9, whose product is annotated as dynein axonemal assembly factor 9. The record is from RefSeq and is a predicted model, not a curated record. The transcript has 37 exons. NCBI's taxonomy places the organism in Eukaryota, Metazoa, Chordata, Actinopteri, Carangiformes, Carangidae. Bases 271 to 3729 code for a protein of 1152 amino acids.